Molecule: messenger RNA, 571 nt
Organism: Alligator mississippiensis (American alligator)
Lineage: Eukaryota; Metazoa; Chordata; Crocodylia; Alligatoridae
Gene: RPS16
Product: ribosomal protein S16
Exons: 5
Coding region: 79-519 (146 amino acids)
Biological process (GO): translation; maturation of SSU-rRNA from tricistronic rRNA transcript (SSU-rRNA, 5.8S rRNA, LSU-rRNA)
Cellular component (GO): ribosome; cytosolic small ribosomal subunit
Molecular function (GO): RNA binding; structural constituent of ribosome
Source: RefSeq, a predicted model, not a curated record
GUCCGCCGCGCUCCAGGCCCUCCCCGCCCCCUCCCGCUUCACCCGCAGGCUCACCCCGCGUGUCUUACAGGAGGAGCGAUGCCGGCCAAGGGGCCUCUGCAGAGCGUCCAGGUUUUCGGGCGGAAGAAAACAGCUACGGCUGUUGCCCAUUGUAAAAGAGGAAAUGGCCUCAUCAAAGUGAAUGGAAGACCGCUGGAAAUGAUUGAGCCCAGAACGCUGCAGUACAAACUGCUUGAACCUGUUCUUCUCCUGGGCAAAGAACGCUUUGCUGGAGUUGACAUCAGAGUCCGUGUUAAGGGUGGUGGCCACGUAGCACAAAUCUACGCUAUUCGUCAAGCUAUUUCCAAAGCAUUGGUGGCUUACUACCAGAAAUAUGUUGAUGAAGCAUCUAAGAAGGAAAUCAAAGACAUCUUAAUCCAGUACGAUAGGACUUUGCUGGUCGCAGAUCCUCGUCGCUGCGAGUCCAAGAAGUUUGGUGGACCUGGUGCCCGUGCACGCUACCAGAAGUCUUACCGUUAAAAUUAUUCUGUACUCCAGUAUCUUAUAAUAAAUCUGGUGAAAAUUUGGUAAA